CUUCUGCCUUCUACCGUUUGUUCUUGCUCUUCUCUCCAACCAAACUCUGCUGGCUUUGACGGUGACACAGUCAAAAGUAUGGGCGUGUUGUGGCUCAUUGCAAAGUACCUGCCAUGUGCUGGCAUCAUGGUGUCAAGGCGUAAAAUUCUUUCACGUUCUAGAGAUGAUCUAAAUUUGGAUCAGACUUUUAGUCCACAGGAAGAGGAAGAAGAUGUCUGGUAUCAGAAGGAGAAAUUAUAUAAGGAGCACAUACAAGAAGUCUUAGACAAAUGGACACAAAUCGAUGAUGAGAUUUGGGCAAAAGUAAUUGUCUUCGAACGCAAUCGUCGCGUGGCGAAAGCAUACGCACGCGCACCAGUGCUCACAAUAAAUGGCUCGGAUGAUGGUUUUGAUGGCAUGCGCAUUGGUUUAUGCGGUUUUGAUAAUCCCAUGCGCGAUCAAAAGACCGAAGAAUAUAAACGGCAUAUUGGGCAGGGCGUUAAAAUCAAAAUGGACGAUGCUGGUAACAUACUUGUGCGUCGCUAUGCCAAAAGCAACGUUUACAUCAAGAGUACAGCGAGUGCUCCCAACGAGGAGACGUCAAUUGGUGCCGAUAUACUCAAAUUGCCAAAUCAAGCAUUGGAAAGUGAAAAAAUAGUCAAAUUAUUCGAUAUGAAGAAAUUUCAAUCAAAUGUAAAUCGUGAACUUCGUCGUGCUUAUCCCGAUCGUCGACGCCUCGAGACACAAUGCCUCUCUGUUGUGGCUUUUGUCAAAUCGGAGAAUGAUAUAUUGGAAUGUCCCAUUUGGGUGCUCAUUGUAAAUGUAGUCGCAAUGGAUAUGUUAAAGAGCAAAUUGCCGCCAGUACAACGCCCAAUAGUGGACAUUAAGAAUCGCCCUCGCAUACCCAUACCCGAUGAGGAUCCUUACAGUGUCGCUGGCAAUGGUAGCGGUGGCAGUUCGGGCAGCUCUGGUUUUGGUGCUGGCAGCAGUUCGGGUCAUCAUUCGCAACAACAGCAACAAGGUGCCAUCGUUGGCGGUAGCGGUGGCGGCAUGGGCGUUGGCAUGCACGGCAUGAAUGGCAUGAAUGGCGGUAGCAUGAAUGGUGGUGGAACAGCUGUCGCAGGUCAUGUGGCAGCCACGCGUGAGCAAUUGUUGCUGCAGACACAACAAUUGGCACAUAAGCGCAGCGAAAAGCCACCAAAAUUGCCGCCACGCGAUAAUAUUUAUUCGCAUGAUAUUAUACCGAAGCCUGAUUACGACGAUAUCGAGGUGGAUACUAGAAUCAAAUUGGCACGCGGUAAAUCUGAUAAAGGCAAAGACAAUAAAAAAUAUGACGAUCCCUACUAUUGCGGUUUGCGGGCGCGCGUACCGAAUUUCGUGAAAUCCUCCAAGUCUAGUAAGGAGCACAAGGAACACGCCACUAUCAGUAGCACUGUCAAUGGUAACGUCAGCAACACGAAUGGUAACUCGAACGGCAACCACAUGAACACGCUCAGCCAGAAGAAGACUUCGAUGAUACACAUGUCGAUGACAGCGCCGAAUUUGCACGCCAUGCAUGUGGCGCCACCACAGCCACCACCACACAUGCAUCCACAUCACAUUCAACAACAGCAGCUGAUGGCCGCCGCUGCAGCACACGCGGUGCAUCAUCAUCAUCCAGCAGCGAAUGCGGCUGCUGCACAUCAUCAACACCACAUGGCGCAGCAUCCGAUGUGGCAGGCGCGCAGCUUCGAAAGCGGCAUAGAUGCCGACUUAAUUGAAUCACCAUAUAAUCACAUCUAUGGCCGCUUGCCACUGCCAACACGCGGCUAUGUGCCUACACCUCGCACCAUGUACAUUGGUGAAUGGGAUUGAUGAGCCGGUAAAAGGUGGAUAACAGAGAUAGAAACACAAAUGAAAAACACUUAGCACUUGCUAUACAUACAUACAUACAGAUAUAUAAAAAAAUAUUUAAAUAAGUACUAAGUAUAUAUUUGUUUACGUAUAUUUACAAGCUUAUGUAUUAGCAUAUAUGAAGAAGGUAAUAUGUAUGCAAAAUUUAUUAACUAAUUAUAAGCUGGAAUUGAAGGUCAAAAAAUUUAAUAAAUC
This is a messenger RNA of Ceratitis capitata (Mediterranean fruit fly), 2067 nucleotides long. RefSeq lists its product as uncharacterized. Gene Ontology annotation, biological process: regulation of DNA-templated transcription. The transcript is spliced from 10 exons. The record is from RefSeq and is a predicted model, not a curated record. Lineage: Eukaryota; Metazoa; Arthropoda; Insecta; Diptera; Tephritidae. Gene Ontology annotation, molecular function: protein binding. Bases 79 to 1833 code for a protein of 584 amino acids.